Molecule: messenger RNA, 966 nt
Organism: Aspergillus steynii IBT 23096
Lineage: Eukaryota; Fungi; Ascomycota; Eurotiomycetes; Eurotiales; Aspergillaceae
Exons: 2
Coding region: 47-934 (295 amino acids)
Source: RefSeq, a predicted model, not a curated record
CGCAGAUUAACUUCCUGGGUUUGAUCGCGAGUUUAUUUUUUUGAAUAUGGCGAGGCAUACUCUCUCUCUCCUGGCAUGUACCUGCUGGGGACUCUUAUCCCUGGUUGGGGCUCAGCGCCAUGAGUUCUCGUUCGACGAGCUCUGGAAGAUGGAACAUAACUUCUGGGAUCAGUUCUUGUAUCCGGCGAACUUGAAGCAGAUCAACGCGACGGAUGAGUCGGUGUUUGCUGAAGAUAUCCAAGGCCGCGUCGACAUCACCCGAACCUUCGACGGCCGCGAGCUCAACAACGAAUACAUCUUCGGACUGUUCGCGCAGCCCGACACCAUCAGCCUCACCGGCGUGCCGAUAAACUACACCGUGACGCAAUUCGCCGGAAACCAGAACCUCGCGGCGGCCACCACCGUGCUGACCUUCAACGUGACCACCUUCAACGUCCUCCUCCCGCUGGUUAUCGAUACCUGGAUCGAAUUCAACCCGGACGGCAAAAUCGCCCAAUACGACGCCACCUUCCGCUGGUUCGACUACUACGUCUCGACUUUGCUCACCGUGGCCGCGAAGAACUUCAACACAACAUCCGAGGCAGAAACCCAGGCGAAGAUCGCGGGGAUUGUCGCGGAUAGUAUCUGCGCGCAGAGCAUGAAGUACUGCGGCGAUUACGAGCACUAUGAGAGCCACGAGCAGUGCGUGCAGUAUCUAACGGAGGAGACGCGGUUCGGGCAGCCGUUUGAGCUGGGACGGGAUACGUUGCUGUGUAGAGAGGUGCAUAAGCAUAUGGUUGGGUAUCGGCCCGAUAUGCAUUGUUCGCAUAUUGCCCCGUCUGGGGGCGAUUAUUGUGUUGAUGAUAUGGGGUAUCGGGAUGUGGUGCUGGAGAGGUAUUUUGAGGAUUCGUGGGUUGGGUUUGAUUAUGCGGAGGAUAAUAUUUGGGUUGCUUGAGCUUUUUAUCUUGGUUUAGUGUAAGGAAGGGG